Molecule: messenger RNA, 3772 nt
Organism: Polyodon spathula (Mississippi paddlefish)
Lineage: Eukaryota; Metazoa; Chordata; Actinopteri; Acipenseriformes; Polyodontidae
Product: protein SOGA3-like
Exons: 7
Coding region: 125-2593 (822 amino acids)
Biological process (GO): regulation of autophagy
Source: RefSeq, a predicted model, not a curated record
CGCAGCGCCUGGUACCUUGUGUCAGCAUCUUCUCUACAUCCUGUAAGAACAAUACUGGAGCAAACGGACUGUGAGAUACAGGGGAUGGAUGAUUUGCAAAUACUGAGUGUUCUCAGGUGACAUCAUGAACCCUGCCGCAAGCGGCGCUGCUGAUUCUCGACAGUCAGACAAUAGCAACAGAAAACAACAGCCGGCUUCGUCUCCGGCUAGAUUCAGGGAUGGUACCGCGAGAUUAGCCUCUAAAACCUCAGCAUCCUCCAAAAGCAAUGCACCCAAACAGGGCCUGAAACGUACCCGCGGUUCUGUCCAGGGAUCCGUAGCCAACGGCAAAGAUAAACAGCUGACUAGAGGUGCGGUCGCUGUUCAUCCGGUUGGUGCUGAAACAAACGCUUCAAAUACUUACAGGGCGGAGGCAGCCAAGAAAACCGAGGAGAAAAACAACCAAAUACCUGAAACCCGGAGCACAGAUAUAACAUCGGUAAAAGCGGAUUAUUAUCGCGUCGGUUCUGACCAGUUAGACACCACGUCCAAAUCGUCGAAAGGGAAACUGAAAAACCAACAGAAGGGCGGAGGCCAAGCGUCCACCAGCAGCAAACAGAAUAGUAAGAAUUCUGUAGGCUGCGAGGCCGGGUUUUGGAAAGAAGGAUGUCUGCAGUCUGAGCUAAUCCAGUUUCACAUCAAUAAAAAGCUAAAGAAAGGUGGUAAAAUGCAUACCAAAACAGCAAAUACCCAAGAAACAGACUCGCAAUCGGCGGUGCCUGCUGAAGAGAUCAAUACGGAGAGUAUGACACAGCAAGAUCAGAACCUACAAAAUGAAAUCGAGCGACUCAUAGAAGAAAAUGAAGAUUUUAAGAUCGAAAUUGACGAGAUGCGGACAGAAAUGGAUGAGAUGAGGGACAGUUUUUACGAGGAAGAUGCAUGCCAGCUACAAGAUAUGCGUCGGGAGCUGGAGAGAGCCAACAAAAACUGUCGAAUAUUACAAUACCGCUUGCGGAAGGCGGAGAGGAAGCGGCUGAGAUACGCAGAGACCGGUGAGAUUGACACUGAGCUGGUGAGAAGUCUGGAGCAAGACCUUAAGGUGGCAAAAGACGUGUCAGUGAGACUUCAUCACGAACUGGAGAAUGUAGAGGAGAAACGAACAAAAACUGAGGAGGAGAACGAAAAGCUACGACAGCAGUUCAUUGAGGUGGAGGUCACCAAGCAAGUGCUGCAGAACGAACUGGAGAAAGCAAAAGAGUUGUCACUAAAAAGAAGAGGAAGCAAGGACUUGCAGAAGUCUGAGAAAAAGGCUCCUCAAACAUCAACAGAGGAUGACAGUGAGGACUUGAAGUGUCAGCUUCAGUUUAUCAAAGAGGAAGCUAUACUGAUGAGGAAGAAGAUGGCAAAAAUCGACAAAGAGAAAGAUCGGCUGGAGCAAGAGCUGCAGAAGUACCGCUCCUUUUAUGGUGAUCUUGACAGCCCUUUACCAAAGGGAGAGGCAGGAGGGCCCCCUACCACCAGAGAGGCAGAACUGAAGCUGCGCCUGAGAUUGGUGGAGGAAGAAGCCAACAUCCUGGGCCGGAAGAUCGUGGAGCUGGAAGUGGAGAACAGGGGCUUAAAGGCUGAACUCGACGAUCUCCGAGGUGAAGAGCAUGCCAGUGCUUCUGGUACAUCCUUCAGGGAACAGUGCGAAGUCUCGGAGCUAAGGCAGCAGCUGCAGCUAGUUGAAGAUGAAGCAGAGCUGCUGAGGAGGAACUUGGCCGACAUGGAGGACCAGAAUAAGAAAAUCACCACGGAGGUCAACAAGUUCAAGUUCAAGGCUGGGACGCAUGAGAGUUCCAGGCACAGUGACAGCGCCAAGACAGAGGCCCUCCAGGAGGAGCUGAAGGCAGCUAGAAUGCAGAUCAAUGAACUCAGCGGUAAAGUCAUGCAACUGCAGUACGAGAACAGGGUCCUCAUGUCCAACAUGCAGCGCUAUGACUUGGCCUCACACCUGGGGAUCCGUGGGAGCCCCCGGGAUAGUGAUACAGAGAGCGAUGCCGGAAAAAGGGAAAGUGAUGAUGAUUCACGCCCCCCUCACAGGAAACGAGAGGGGCCUAUUGGUGGGGAGAGCGACUCGGAAGAGGUGCGCAACAUCCGUUGCCUGACUCCUACCAGGUCCCUUUACUCUGCCGAGGGACGUUUUUUACCCAAAAACUUCAAAGACCGCCAGCAGAUGAUAGACAUCCGCAUGGAAGCUGAGCGCCUCAGCAGGACUAUAGACCGGCUGAUUUCCGACACCAGCACCAUCAUAACCGAGGCCAGGAUAUGCGUGGCUAACGGAGACCUCUUUGGAAGGAUGGAUGAGGAAGAUGAUGGCAGCCGGAUACGAGAGCAUGAGCUGCUCUACAGAAUCAACGCCCAGAUGAAGGCCUUUCAGAAGGAGCUUCAGACUUUCAUUGACAGACUAGAAGUCCCCAAGUCUGAUGAAAGGGGAGCUGACGAACCACUGUCUGUAAGUCAGAUGUUUCAACCUAUUAUUUUACUUAUUCUCAUUCUUGUCUUGUUUUCAUCUCUUUCCUAUACCACCAUUUUUAAAUUGGUCUUUCUGUUUACACUUUUCUUUGUUCUGUAAAUCCCAUUCCUCCAUUAGUUUAGUGUUAUUUUUAGUUUGUUUAUUUAUUUUAAACACCCCACUAAGGUUACACAAAGUACAGGAAAUUCAUUUUCUGCACGGGCCACAAUUCUACAUCAGAUUACACCCUUAAGAAAAACACUGGAGACUACAAACUUUAUAUGGAUGACAGUCUACAUUUACAGGUAUGUGGUAUUAAACAACCCAACAUCUAACAAUGAUGUUAAUAUAUACCUUAUACUUAAUUGUGAGGAAAUCCCAGUCAUUUACAAUAGGCGAUCACAAUGAAAUGCAUGCUGGUACAAUCUAUAGAAACCAGCCAUAGUACGAAAGCAAUAGCGAUUGCAUUACUGCCAGUUGUGAACUUGCUUACUUGACAAUACUCAUUAUUUCAUGUAUUAGAGUUGAUUACCAAGAAGUAAAAAUCUGUAAGAGAAAAUAUUAGACUUUCUGGACCAGUUUGUAAGCAAUCCAAAUCAACCAAUGAUUUUUGAAUAAAAUGUUAAUUAUAAUACUUUUCACAUUUUAUUAAAUGUUUCUUUUCUUUUUUUUUUAUCACUGAUAAAGAGCAGAUGCUUAUUGGUAGUGUUUGACAGCAAAUAGCCAAUGAGAAAAGUAAUGUCCAUAAAGGCUGCUUCAUACUCUGAUCGUGUGACCUUCACUGAGGGAGAUUUUUAGUCUCUCUAGUAGUGCUAAGAAAUUUGUUCUCACCUCUAGUUGGUCCAUUGCACUGCCAUUUCCUGUUCCAGCAUAUGCCUUCAUUGUUUUCAAUACAGAACCCUACAUGUCUUAAUAAUAAUAAAAAAAAAAAUACAAUACAGGUGCUGUCACUAACAUUGCUACUAUGUUUGUAAGACAGCCAAACCUAUUUAAAGUUACAGAAGUAGUAACCAAAAACAUUAGCAUAAGUUGCAUGAGAAAAGACCUUUAAAAAUCUGUUUGAAAGAGUCUGUGUUUUAGAAACCUACAUUCAGGAGAGUCCAGCACUUGUUCUUAGUUUGCUUUCAUAGAACUAGAGAACACUGGUGCCUUUAAAAUAAAAGAAAGUACUGGAACUUUUUGAAGAAUUGAACUUGUGCCAAGCCUAUGGAAGAACUUGGACUGAAGCUAUGUCUGUGGUUUUGUUCUUCAGCCAGAAUCAGAGGGGAGCGAAUAGGUAUUCUAAAGAAAAUGGCUUCU